Recurvomyces mirabilis is the source of this 372-nucleotide messenger RNA. RefSeq lists its product as uncharacterized. The coding region runs from base 1 to 372 and encodes 123 amino acids. The transcript has a single exon. The record is from RefSeq and is a predicted model, not a curated record. Lineage: Eukaryota; Fungi; Ascomycota; Dothideomycetes; Mycosphaerellales; Teratosphaeriaceae.
AUGGCCGGCAUCAGUAUCAAAAUUAGCGACGGCCUCGAUCUUUCAUCACUAGGCCAGCUGAAGGAGACAUUCAACGGCUGCAAUCCAAGACAGCUCGCAGACCUCGGACUACACAUCCGCACCAUCCAGAAGCAUCACUCCUUCCUGUUGCAGCUCCCGGCAGAGGUACGUGUUGCGAUCUGCACUCUCUUUCUUCAGGAUGCCCUCUUGUGCUGGACCGAGGACGCAACUCAACCAUGGCGGAUCAGAACUCUGGUGCACAAGCAAAUGCCUGUACACCACGUACUUUCGCAGAUCUGCCUGAUGCGCUACAAGUGCGCGCCACUAUAUGCCAAGUGGACGAAGGUCGAAAAGUAUAAUGCUGUCAGGUAA